Molecule: messenger RNA, 618 nt
Organism: Vicia villosa (hairy vetch)
Lineage: Eukaryota; Viridiplantae; Streptophyta; Magnoliopsida; Fabales; Fabaceae
Exons: 1
Coding region: 1-618 (205 amino acids)
Molecular function (GO): nucleic acid binding; zinc ion binding
Source: RefSeq, a predicted model, not a curated record
AUGACCGUCACUGAUUAUGCUGCAAAGUUUGUUGAAUUGGCUAAGUUCUAUCCUAACUACAAUGGGGAAAAUGCUGAGUUUUCUAAGUGCAUCAAGUUUGAAAAUGGUUUGCGCUCAAAAAUCAAGAAGGCGGUUGGGUAUCGGAAGAUUCGUGUUUUCUCGGAGUUGGUUGAUAGUUUCAAGAUAUAUGAAAUUGAUAAUACUGCUCAUUACAAAGUCGUUAGUGAGAAGCGGAAGAAGAAUCAGCAAAAUCGUGCAAAACCUUAUGAUACUAACGAGGGUAAACUGAAAGUAGCUGAGGGAAAGAAGACUAGUGGGGGAGGUGCUCCUGCUGGUGUGACUUGUUUUAAAUGUGGAAAAGCUGCUCACAAGAGUUUUGCGUGUGAUGCUGAAGUGAAGAGGUGUUUCCGUUGUGGCAAGACCGGACAUGAAAUAUCUGAAUGCAAGCGCAAGGAUAUGGUUUGCUUUAAUUAUGGUGAAGAGGCACACAUUGGUAGUCAGUUUCAGAAGCCAAAGAAGACUCAAUCUGAUGGAAAAGUGUUCGCGUUGAUGGGAAGUCAGACUGAUUGGCAGGACGGGCACAUUGGAGGUAAUGUUUCAUUAGUAGUACUCCUUUAA